Molecule: messenger RNA, 3343 nt
Organism: Lingula anatina
Lineage: Eukaryota; Metazoa; Brachiopoda; Lingulata; Lingulida; Lingulidae
Product: vitamin D3 receptor B
Biological process (GO): regulation of DNA-templated transcription
Molecular function (GO): DNA-binding transcription factor activity; zinc ion binding; sequence-specific DNA binding
Source: RefSeq, a predicted model, not a curated record
CUCACUAUGGAGAGGGUCAUUUAAAUAAGAGCUGGGCUCAGAGACUCUCAAGCCCAGUGUUGUGGGUGUGAACUGGGUGUGACAACCCAGCCAGGCAAUCAUGAAAACUGUCUCAGAGGAGGACAUGGCAUGUAUUAACAUGGAGCAUCCUAUACCUUGGGAUGAUUUAGGAGAUCUUAUAGAGUGUGCACAUGAUGUCUUUGGAGAGAGCUGUGUCACUUCCAGUCUUUUUCCAAUGGAUUCCUCUCCUGUAGUCACAAGUCCUGAGGUAGACAACAGUAGUGCUAUCAGCAGCAGUAACAUCAUCAGUAGCAGUGACAGUAUUACAAAGGAAGACAAACCCCCCUCUCCUCUACUCCCUCCAUGUCGUGUGUGUGGGGAGAAGGCUUCAGGUUUACACUAUGGAAUCAACACUUGUGAGGCAUGCAAGGGCUUCUUCCGCCGCAGCUUACAGAGGAAGGAAGAUUAUCAGUGUGUGGGCGAUGGCAACUGCAGAAUACAGCCUGGGAAACGCAACUCGUGUGCACACUGUCGUUAUAAGAAGUGUGUCAGCGUAGGGAUGUCAAAGAAGGCUAUAAAAACAGGUAGAUAUACACACGCUAAGAGAACACGAGACAUAGAAGAAGUGAGGAAACUGGAAGGCAAAGAUGAUAAUCCUGCAGACGUCCAUCCUCUCUAUAUGCAAGCUCGGGACCAGAAAGAACAUGAGAUCACACAGCUUAUUGAGUAUUUAACCAAGGCAUAUACAGAGCUGGAACCAACCGGGCCUGAUGCUUAUAAAAAGAUUGCAAUGCAGCAAGAAGAAUUCAUGGAACAUUAUAAACUAAAACAAGAAAUGUUUGGGCAGCUGGAACCCAUCACCAAAGAAGAGUACCGGAUGUUCUAUGAACUGACUGGGAUAGACAUAGAUGACAGGAAGUCUAUGGUACAGAACUGGACCAAAACGCUUGAAGAUGGAGUGAAGAAACUGAUCAGAUUUGCCAAAGCCAUUCCAGGAUUUAUGGAGCUUUCACUCAAUGACCAGGCUGCUCUUAUAAAAGCCGCAAGGUUUGAGGCCCGGACAAUCAUGCUGCACAGACGUUUUGAUGCAGAGAAUUGUCACUUCACAACAGUAAAUGGCAGAAUUGUCCACCGCAUACAGUUGGAGAUGCUAUAUAAUGAUCCCAAAUGGGUCGAAGCAUUGUUUGCUACUGGUAGUCAGAUGAAGAAAUUACGCCUGACGUUUCCUGAAACUCUGUUGGUGGCAGUAAUCGCCAUAGUCAGUCCAGACCGUUGUGAGUUGGAAAACCCUGCUCAAGUAGAGAAAAUCCAGUUAAAGAUGAUAGAAGCGCUCCAAUACUCCUUCAAAGUCCACCAUCCUAAUGACAAGAUACUGUUGGCUAAAGUGAUAGUCAGACUGAUGGACCUGAGGGUAUUAUCUGAGUGGAACAGGAAAGUCAUUGAGAGCAUUCAGUUGGACUGGCCAGAUAUAGAGUUCCCUCCUCUUCUCCUGGAGAUCAUAGGAUGACCCAUACAGAUAUAGAGUUCCCUCCUCUUCUCCUGGAGAUCAUAGGAUGACCCAUACAGAUAUAGAGUUCCCUCCUCUUCUCCUGGAGAUCAUAGGAUGACCCAUACAGAUAUAGAGUUCCCUCCUCUUCUCCUGGAGAUCAUAGGAUGACCCAAAUGGCACCUUUCGCCCUCUAAAAUACCCAAAUAUAUUUUUUGCCCUCACUGGGUCCUGCACCCCACCUUGCAGACCCCCUUCAAAUAAUCCUGGAUCCACCCCUGAAGAGGAAGGGAACUAUGCUUGGGGUUAUUUAGGAUAUCCCCAGUAGCUUGUCUUUCAAAAUUCAGCUUGAGUAUUGCAUUUACUUUUAUUCAAGAUAUUUUUAUAAGCUGUUGUGUGCCAAGUAUUACAUGAUUACUAGAGUAAUCAACAAUCAACAGUAAGUACAGUUGACAAAGACAAGAAUUAUGCACAAAAUUAGGAUGUGAUUUAGCUCUGUAUCAUAAUAAGUUAAUCGAUCCAGAAAUCCAAUAUAUUUUUGUAGCGAAGGUGAUCACAGUGGAUGUCAUUAACACCGACCAGUGGUCAAACAAGAUGAUCGUUGCCCUGAGGUGUAGUUAUAUUUACAUGGCAGUGCAUUCUUAUCAAGCAAUACACAUGAAACUGGUCAUGUUCAUUGUAAUUAAUUCAAAUGUUAACCGUGAGUUGUCCAACGUUUGUGAAGUGGUAUGUCUGUGACAGUUGUAUUUUAUCUUAACGUCCUUGCAGUGCUGUGUAAAGGGUGCAAUAGCUUAUGACAUAAAUGUGAUGCUCAGGGAUAUACAGAGCCUUGUAGGACAGUAGUAGCAAGGUUAAAAUAAUGACUUCAUUUUCUGUUUGUAUUAAGUAAAAACUUACACUGCCAUGGUAAAGGCUAUGGACUGGGCUGUCAAUAGAAAAUGAACAUUGCCUGACAUGUCAGUACAAUAUUCUAUAGAAAAGAUUUUCUAAUCCAACAAACUAAGAGGUAUAUUUACACUCUUGUGUAGAUAUGCUUGUUCUCUGUAUAUGCAAGUAACAUAUGCACUUGUCUGUUGAUGGCCUGUUACUUAAUUGCUAUAUUUUUUGUAAGUGCUGUAUGAAUACUUCCAUGCUUUAAGCUUAUAUAUGAAUAUAGUCUGUUCUCUUUCUUUAUGGUCACACUUCACAGUGAAUAUCUCUUGGAUUAUUUUUAUCCAAUCCCUGAAAUAAUUCUGCAAUCCAGCAUAACUUCAAUACAUAUGUAUUUGUCUGUCAGAUCAUCUAGUUUGAAGGUAGUAAGUUUUAAGGAGAUAUGGGAAGUAUUAGGUGCUGAGUGCUGUAUUGUUAUUCUUGUUAUUUUACUGAAGACCAAGUUUUGUUCUUUCUUUUUUUCCAAGUUUGGUAGUCCUUUCACAAAAUAUAGUUUUGAAUAUUUUAAAAGGAUCGCUAAUUACACUGUGCAAUUGAAUAGUAUAAUAAUGUAUUGUAUUGUGAAGUGUUAAAAUGUUUUAUCCAAAUGCCACUCUGACUAAAAAACGUUGAAAAAGUAGUUCAGUCAACUACAAGAAUGCAUGCAGUACAGGGAGACAUUCUUGACAAAAUUAUUGGAACGUUUUCUACAUCACCCCUGGCCAAAAGCCAGUGCAGUUCUUUGUAUACAUCACAAACUGCACACAGAAGUUUGAAAUGAAAAUAAUCUGUGCUAUUUUACUUGAAAGCAUUACCUAUAUAUGUUCUUCCAUAUCUGUAUUUUAUAGCUGUGUGAAUACUUCAGUGUAUACAAUAUAUUGUCAGUAAUAUGGUCUCUGUACAUAGUCCACAGAUGUCAGUGAAAUAAAUACAUAUUUUGAUAUAAUG